AACAAAAGAAUGUCAGUGCUGGUUUGUACUUUUGCCCUUUCAACCACGUUCAUGAACCAAUUGUAUUACAGUUUAGUGAGAGGUGGAGACGGCGGGUCACACGGUAGUCUGUAAACAUGUCUUCGACAGAUGGUAGCAAUGGCCCGAACCAAGCUGCUCCUUUCCCAGUUGUCCCACCUUCAGGGAUGCCACCACCCUUUAUGGGACCGCCAGGAAUGCCACCUCAUUUCCCGCCCAUGGGGAUGCCGCCGAUGGGACAGAGGCCUCCGAACAUGGCCCCCAUGCCGCCGGCCAUGAUCCCGCCCAUGAUGCCGCCGAUGGGCGGGCCUCCGAUGGGACAGAUGCCAGGCAUGAUGCCACCGAUGAUGCCCGGGAUGAUGAUGCCACCCCGCAUGCCAGCUGGGCCGAUGCAGCCGACGGGACCGCCUGGUGUAAGCCCAGUGGACACUUCUGCCACGGUGGCACCGGGAACAAUGCUCAGCACUCCGACUGGCGGCUCCCCUCAGGAUGACCAGCCUAAGAAGAAGUCGGUGUGGACGGAGCACAAGUCAUUGGAGGGGAAGACGUACUACUACAACACAGAGACCAAGCAGUCCACCUGGGAGAAGCCGGACGACCUGAAGUCCCCAGCAGAGCAACUGCUGUCAAAAUGUCCCUGGAAGGAAUAUAAAUCGGACACGGGAAAGCCGUACUACUACAACUCUCAAACCAAGGAGUCCCGCUGGACCAAACCUAAAGAGCUGGAAGAUCUAGAAGCUAUGAUAAAGGCUGAAGAGUCUGGGACACCUGAUCCAGCUGCAGCUGCUGUUGCUGCGGCGGCGGCUGCUGCUGCCGCCGCCGCCGCCUCUGCUGCUGCUGCUGCCGCCGUUGCCACGGCCACCACGGUCACCGCCGCACCCACCGCGCAGCCGGAGGCCGUCGUCGCCAUGACGACGGCGUCCGAGGCUGAGACAGCCGUCCCGGCCGUCGCCGAGGAGCAGCUGACCCAAGCGCCCAUCCAGGUGGCCGAGGUCACGGCGGACACGCCCGUCAACUCCGCCGAGGACACGCCCAGCACGGAGGCCCCGCCCGGGGAGGCCCCUAAGAAGGAGGAGCGGCCGGAGCUGGUGAAGAAGGUCUACAAGUGGAACACCAAGGAGGAGGCCAAGCAGGCCUUCAAGGAGCUCCUGAAGGAGAAGGGCGUGUCAUCCAAUGCCUCGUGGGAACAGGCCAUGAAAAUGAUCAUCAAUGACCCACGCUACAGCGCGCUACCUAAACUGAGCGAGAAGAAGCAGGCCUUCAACGCAUACAAGGUCCAGACGGAAAAGGAAGAGAAGGAGGAGGCCAGGAUUAAGUACAAGGAGUCCAAAGAGACCUAUCAGCGCUUCCUGGAGAACCACGAGAAGAUGACCUCCACCACCAGAUACAAGAAAGCAGAGCAGAUGUUCGGCGAGCUGGAGGUGUGGAGCAUCGUUCCUGAGCGGGACCGUCUGGAGAUCUACGAGGACGUCUUGUUUUACCUGGCCAAGAAGGAGAAGGAACAAGCCAAGCAGCUGAGGAAGAGGAACUGGGAAGCGCUGAAGAACAUUCUGGACAACAUGGCCAACGUGACGUACCGCACCACCUGGUCCGAGGCGCAGCAGUACCUGCUGGACAACCCCACCUUCGCCGAGGAUGAGGAGUUACAGAAUAUGGACAAGGAGGACGCGCUGAUCUGCUUCGAGGAGCACAUCCGCACCCUGGAGAAGGAGGAGGAGGACGAGAAGCAGAAGUCCCUCCUGCGGGAGAGGCGCAGGCAUCGCAAGAACCGGGAGGCCUUCCAGAAAUUCCUGGACGAGCUUCACGACCACGGGCAGCUCCAUUCCAUGUCGGCCUGGAUGGAGAUGUACCCCACCAUCAGCUCUGACAUCCGCUUCGCCAACAUGCUGGGCCAGGCGGUUUAUGCCGACUCUUCUAUAGGCUCCACCCCUCUGGACCUGUUUAAGUUCUACGUGGAGGACCUGAAGGCGCGCUACCACGACGAGAAGAGAAUCAUCAAGGACAUCCUGAAGGAUAAGGGCCUCACUGUGGAGGUGAACACCGCUUUUGAGGAGUUUGGCACCGCGAUCAGCUCCGAUAAAAGAGCCACAACGCUGGACGCCGGCAACAUCAAGCUGGCCUUCAACAGCUUACUGGAGAAAGCCGAGGCGCGGGAGAGAGAGCGAGAGAAGGAGGAGGCCAGGAAGAUGAAGAGGAAAGAGGCUGCCUUCAAGAGCAUGCUGAAGCAGGCCACCCCGCCCCUCGAACCCGAAUCCACCUGGGAGGGAGUGCGGGAGAGAUUCCUGAAGGAAUCGGCCUUUGAGGACGUCACUCUGGAGUCGGAAAGGAAGAGGAUCUUCAAGGACUUCAUUCAUGUUUUGGAGCACGAGUGCCAACACCAUCAUUCUAAGAACAAGAAGCAUUCAAAGAAAUCCAAGAAGCAUCACAGAAAGAGGUCCCGAUCUCGCUCGGGCUCCGAGUCUGAAGACGACGACUACCACUCAAAGAAGAAGAAGCGGUCGCAGUCCAAGUCCCCGUCAGAGCGCUCCUCCAGUGGUGAAUCCGAGAGAAGCUACAAGAAAUCAAAGAAGCACAAGAAGAAGGCCAAGAAAAGGCGACACAAGUCGGCCUCCCCCGAGUCCGAGGGCGAGAGGGACAAGAAGGGCAGGGACCGCGACAGAGAGCGGGAGAGGGAGAAGGAGAAGGAGCGGGAGAAGGAGAAAGAGAACGACCGGUCCAGGGGGAAACCUCGCUCCGAGUCCAAGCAGAAGUCUCCCAAGAGAAAGCCGGGGAAGGAGGAGGACGGCUGGGACACCUCGGGGAGCGAGCUGAGCGAGGGGGAGCUGGAGAAGAGGAGGAGGACCCUGCUGGAGCAGCUGGACGCGCCCUGAGACCCCCCCCCCACCCCCAGCCCCCUGGCAGACGCCC
Messenger RNA from Anguilla anguilla (European eel), 2925 nucleotides. RefSeq names its product PRP40 pre-mRNA processing factor 40 homolog A (gene prpf40a). The transcript has 27 exons. Gene Ontology annotation, biological process: mRNA cis splicing, via spliceosome. The coding region runs from base 117 to 2888 and encodes 923 amino acids. Gene Ontology annotation, molecular function: RNA binding; protein binding. Lineage: Eukaryota; Metazoa; Chordata; Actinopteri; Anguilliformes; Anguillidae. The record is from RefSeq and is a predicted model, not a curated record. Gene Ontology annotation, cellular component: U2-type prespliceosome; U1 snRNP.